AAUUGUGCUUACCUCUUCAAUUUUGAACAUCGGCAAUUUGUCAAAAUAACUUUUUUUGUUCGUCCACUAAAAUACUAUGAGUUAUAUGUAGUAAAAUUCUAACUUCAGUAAUCCACACAUUUUCUCAUUUUUGACGAAUUUUUUAUGGGUUAUGGGUUAUGGGCAUCACUGAUCAACUCAAUAGCAUCAUUUGAAUGAUUCAAACAUUUCCUUAUUUUUGAUAAUUGUUUUCAAAAUUACAUAUUAAAUUUCGAGUACUGCGAAACACGUGGCUCCAUCAUGAAUAAUGAGAGAUUGACGUCACUGAAGUGUUUCCACAUUUGACGUACCUGCCUAAGUUAGGUAAUCUAUUAUUUUUACUAAUAGUUAAAAAAAACUUGAUUAAUUCAACGACGAGCUAAUUUAUGUGUUUUGAAUUUUUUGGUUGUUUACAUUGCUAUUCCAUCCUUUGAUUAUUAUAGCAGUACUAUAUAUAAUCAAAGAUUCCAUCAUAGUACCUAUGCAUUUUUGAGCUAGUAAAUUUAGGUUCCAACGUCAUUUCUAUUCAUGAUUUGUAAUUGUAAGGUUUGCUGGAUUUAUAGAAUAGCUACCUAUAGUUAGAGUAUUCUAGACCUUAUUAUAGUUCAUUUCAAUUACCUACGUACAGAUUUUUAUUAAUUUUAGGCACGAUUGAUUGAUUAAUUGAUUGAUUGCUUCGGUAGAACUGCAGAUAAAUCAAGAUUAAAAAAUAAUUUUCGUUCAAUUUUGUCUGGCAAGAUAACUCCAGUAACAAAUUAAUCUUUUUUCAAAACCGAAUGAAAAUACGUUUCAUGGUCUUCACAUCCAAGAGUUACAAGCAAUUGUGAAUUAACAUCUGUUAGCUGUAUUGUAAAAUUCAAGUGAUUUGCAUAUUUUUUCUGAACCCUCAUAAUGGCAAAAUUACACAAUAUUGUUAACAUGUUUGAAAACCAAGCUGUUUCACAAUCCAACAAAGCGGCGUUGAUUUUUGAAUCUGAAACCAUCACUUAUCGUCAACUAAAUGAAAAAGCUAACCAAUUAGCAAAGCACUUGAUUGCAGCUGGUCUUACUCGAACAUCUGUGGUGGCACUUUGUGUGGAGCAGUGUCCAAAUCGUGCCAUAUUUAUGCUGGCAGCGUGGAAAGUUGGUGCCAUUAUAGUCGCAUUGGAUCCAGAGUAUCCCGAAGCUCAUAUGAUUUCCAUUCUAGAAGACACUCGAUCUUCAUUAUUGCUAACAUCUGACAAAUUGUUGGAUAAAUUCGGCAACUAUAAAGGAAAAAUUAUUGUACCAGAAAGUGAAAAACAUCUAAUAGCAGAUCAUGACGCAGGCAAUUUGCAUACCAUCAUUUAUCCAGAGGAUAAUAUUUACAUUAUCUAUACAUCAGGAAGUACUGGAAAGCCCAAGGGAGUAGUUGUACAACAUGGUGCCGUUUUCAAUUGCUUGAAGAAUUAUAUCGACACUACGGGUAUUUCAACUGAAAAUACUGCUGUGCAGUUAUUGACUUACUGUUUCGACGUUGUAUAUGUAGAAAUAUGGGCUCCAUUAUUAGUAGGUGCAACGUUACAUCUGUACCCUAACAACAAGAUUGUCGGUGCACCUCUGUUACAAUUUUUGAAUCGGUACAAAGUUGAUUUUAUUCCAAUGAUUACUCCAACCUUACUAGCUACCCUUCCUAUGGAUGAAUCAAUUGAUAAUCUGAAGGCGAUGUGUAUAGCUGGGGAAGUAUGCCCUGAAAAAGUACUUCAGCACUGGCUUAGCAAAGUUGAAAUAUUCAAUAUUUAUGGUCCUACGGAAACUACAAUUGGGGUUACUUGUCAUAAAUACCAGCAAGGACAAUCUGCCAGGACAAUAGGCAAGCCCUUACCUGGUGUGGAAUUCUAUGUGCUCGAUUCAAACAUGCAACCUUUGCCAAUUGGCAAGUCUGGUGAACUAUACAUCAGUGGACUUCAGUUAGCCCAAGGAUAUCUGAACAGGGCUGACCUAACUGCCAAGCAAUUUCCUCACGUACAGGUUGGUGGACAAAUGAAACGCCUGUACAAAACUGGUGACAUAGUAAAAUUGCAGGCAGAUGGAAACGUGGAAAUUUUAGGAAGAAUUGAUGAUCAGAUUAAAAUACGAGGAUAUCGCGUAGAAUGUGGGGAAAUUGAGUGUGCAAUUAAUAGCAUAGAUGGUGUUAGGCAAGCAGUUGUUGUUGUAAUGAAUACAAUAAAAUAUGGAAGGCAGGCAUUAUCUGCCUUUGUAGUAUUGAACCAUCUUCAAGUUGAUCAAGAUUUAGAGAUAAAAAAGAUCCUGAAGAAAUUGAGAGACACCCUACCUUCCUACAUGAUACCAUCUAAGAUAAAGUUUGUAAAUGAAUUACCGUGUUCAAACACAGGAAAAGUAGACAGAAAAAUAUUGCAGGCAGCUGAGAGGGAAGAGCAUAUCACUUUAGAUGGCAUAAAAAGUGAUGACAUCGAGGGUAUAAUUACUGCCAUAUGGACAAAUGUAUUGCAGAUUCCUAAUAUCAAACCUUCGGAUGAUUUUUUCUGUUUGGGGGGAAAUUCGUUCGAUGUUAUGCAUGUUGCGGUAUCACUUCCGGAACAUCUCAAAAGAAUAGUCACAGCCAAAGAUCUUUACCUUCAUCCCACAGUAGAAAAGCUAUCUGGAUUUUUAAGAGAACACCUUUACAGACCUUCAACAGAAAAUGAGAAAAUUGAGACAGUAAAAAAUAUCAUGUUUUCUGACAUCAAACUAGAGACUGAUUAUGAAUAUCCGACCAACAUUAACCCCAAUGUCCUACUGAAUCCCAAAAAGAUACUGAUUACUGGAGUUACUGGGUUCUUAGGCUCACACUUAUUGAUAGAACUACUGAACAGCACAUCUGCACAUAUUUAUUGCCUGAUCAGAGCUGAAGAUGAACAUGAUGCUAUGGAUAGGCUAAAAUGGACAAUCACUGAGAGAAACAGAAUGCCAUGGCCAAAACAUAAUGUUGAUCGCAUUAUACCUUUAGUCGGUGAUUUCUCUCAACAGUUUUUAAAACUAUCUCAACAAGAAUACACAAAACUGACUAAAGAAAUAGAGAUCGUUUACCAUUUGGGUGCAAAUGUCAGCUAUCUUCCACCUUACCAAAUACUGAAACCUACAAAUAUCGAUGGUACCCAACAUAUCAUCAAGUUUGCCACCACCAGCAAACUGAAAUACUUAAUUGCAUGUUCUACCGUGUCUGUUUUCUCAUUUGCCCAUUUGUUUACUGGAAAAGUAAGAACGUACGAAGAUGACGACCUUGACCAGAAUCUUCCAGGUAUUUGCAGGGAUCUUGGUUAUGUGCAGAGCAAAUAUGUUGCAGAAAAACUUUUAGAAAAAGCUAUACAAAAAGGAUUGCCAGUAAUUAGAUUUCGACCUGGUUUACUUUUGUGCCAUAGUGAAACUGGAGUUUGUGAUGAGAAACAGUGGGGUGCAAUGGUAAUAAAGUGUUGCUUAUCCAUAGGUGUUUUCCCAUCAAUUCUGGAUUCGAGAGAGCAACUAGUCACAGUAGACUUUGUUGCAAAAGCUAUCUCAUGUAUAAGUAAAGACAAAAAUGCAGUAGGUAAAAAUUUCAGUUUGACCCCACAUCCAGUACACGAUAUUACAAAUACUGGCCUGUUUAACAAAUUCAACGAAUACUUCCAAAUGAACCUGGUCCCUGCAGAUUUUCAAGACUGGUUGGACAUUUGGAAAACAGACAAGCACAACCCUUUAUUUGGUUUGGUUAAUCUCUUCACAGAACCGCUGUAUAAGGGUAAAUGUUUGAUAGAAUUGUAUGAACAGUGUUACUACCAUGAGAUAAAGAAUACAGAGAAGUUCUUGAAAGGUAGUGGUAUAGACAUAUCUUCUCCCCUGAUUACUAAAGAAGUUCUGUCAAAUUACCUUGAUUUUGUGCAAAUACCACACUGAAUAUAUUAUCAUAGGCAGGGCUUUAAUCCCAUACCCACCAGAUAAAACUAGGUAUUUUGAAUCCAUGCACCCGAUCCCUAUUAGGACUUUGAGAAACAAAACUGGGCUCAUAUAUACCUACUAUGGUUCAUAUUUACUAAACUUUUGUGAGGCAGGCAGUGUACUUGCUAAGACAUUGGACUUAAGAAUAAGAUAAUUAUUAAUAAUUAGAUUAAGCUAUGGAUUAAAAUGGGUAUUUACGUACCUAGCUCGUAGUUGAUUCAUUUUUUUUGGGUCAUAAAUUAAAUUUAAAUAUAUACAAUAAGCUUGCACUUGGAACCAAAAUAUUGCCGGUAGCCCCACAAUGUUUUCCAAUUUUAGUAUAAGUUGUUGAUUUUAAAAAUAAAAUUACUAAAUCGAA
Messenger RNA from Planococcus citri (citrus mealybug), 4309 nucleotides. RefSeq names its product linear gramicidin synthase subunit D-like. The transcript has 2 exons. NCBI's taxonomy places the organism in Eukaryota, Metazoa, Arthropoda, Insecta, Hemiptera, Pseudococcidae. The record is from RefSeq and is a predicted model, not a curated record. Bases 910 to 3909 code for a protein of 999 amino acids.